AUGCUCCUACCGCUCGGGCUGGACUUCCUCACAUUCCUAUCAGCCACCGUCCUUGUUAUUCCGCUCUUUAAAUCACUAAAGCUUUCGCCUGUCUUGGGCUUCUUGUUCAGCGGCGUGGUGCUGAAACAGCUUGGCCUCUUUCAGGACCUCCAGGACACAGAACGGCUAGGAGAGCUGGGCGUUCUGUUCUUGCUAUUUGAAAUGGGCUUGGAGCUGUCUUUUGACCGCUUAAAGUCCCUGGCCAAGUUUGCUUUCGGUCUGGGCACACUGCAAGUAGCUCUGUGCACGGGCAUCUUCACGGCGUUCGCCUUGCCAGUGGGCCACGGCCUGGGCACCGUGUUUUUGGAGCAGAUUGCCCACGCGCCCCACCGCCUGGUGUCGAUUCGCACCGUGGACGAGGCGGUGGUUAUUGGCGCGGCUCUGUCUAUGAGCAGCUCCGCCUUCGUGUUGCAGCUGCUGCGGGAGCGGGGGGAGCUGGCCACCCGGUUCGGGAGCGCCACGCUGGGCGUGCUGCUGUUCCAGGACAUAGCGGUGGUGCCCUUCCUGGUGCUGUUGCCGCUGGUUACCAACAAAGGGGGAGCUGAGCUCAUGGAGGUGAGGGGGAGGCCGGGCUGGGGCUUGCUUACUCUGUUGGGCCCUACAGCCCUCCAGACAGUGGCGGGACUGGGGGCCCUGCUGCUGGCAGAUAGACUCAUCAUGAAGAGAAUAUUCGAGAUGGUCGCCCAGUCCCGCAACAGCGAGACUUUCAUUGCGCUGUGUCUGUUGACGGUGGCGGGCACCUCCCUCAUCACCCAGCGCCUCGGGCUGUCGGACACCAUGGGCGCGUUCCUGGCGGGUGUGCUGCUGUCGGAGACGUCGUACAGGACGCAGGUGGAGGCGGACAUCCGGCCCUUCAAGGGGCUGCUGUUAGGGCUGUUCUUCGUAACCACCGGCUCGUCCAUCAACCUGGCCUUUCUGCAGUCGCACUGGCAGGAGGUGUUUUGGAUCCUCACUGGUCUCGUGGUGAUCAAGACUGGCGUGGUGACGGCCGCGGGGCAGUUGGUCGGGCUCAGUAGGAGUGAGAGCAUCCGCACGGGCUUUGUCCUCUCCCAGGGGGGCGAGUUCGCCUUCGUGCUGCUGUCCCUAGCCAACCAGCUGAGGAUACUGCCGACCAACCUGAACCAGCUGCUCAUCAUUGUGGUGGUGCUGUCCAUGGCUCUGACCCCCUUCCUGGCGGAAACCGGCAAGGUGGUGGCCAACAAGCUUGAUGAGUUGUACCCACCAUUGGCAUCACUGCCGCCGGUCUCCGACCCCGUCGUGAUCUGCGGCUUCUCGCCCGCGGGUCAAAUGGUGGCGAAUAUGCUGGAGAGCCCCCUAGCGUCAUUGGACGGCUCAUCCGUACUGCCGUACGUGGCGUUUGACCUGGAUCCGGACCGGGUGGCUGCGGGGCGCAAGGCGGGUUUCAAGGUGUUGUACGGUGAUGCCACCCGCAGUGUCGUACUCCGGGCUGCGGGCGUGGAGGAGCCCCGGGCAGUGGCGGUCUGCUAUGCUGACCGGGAGGCGGCGCUGCAGGCCGUGUCCAGCAUGAGGAUAGACUUCCCCUCCGUGCCCAUAUACGCGUGUGCCUCGGACCUGCGCCAUGCCGCCGAGCUGGAGGAGGCGGGGGCCAACCACAUAGUCAUUCGCAGCGUAGAGGCGGGUCUGGCCCUGGGGUCCAUGAUGCUCGGCGGUCUGGGGGCCUCGGAGAUCGACCUCAACUUCCUGAAAAGGGGCAUCGAGGAGACCAUCGAGGCGCGGUGA
Molecule: messenger RNA, 1779 nt
Organism: Volvox carteri f. nagariensis
Lineage: Eukaryota; Viridiplantae; Chlorophyta; Chlorophyceae; Chlamydomonadales; Volvocaceae
Exons: 14
Coding region: 1-1779 (592 amino acids)
Biological process (GO): potassium ion transport; proton transmembrane transport
Cellular component (GO): chloroplast; membrane
Molecular function (GO): antiporter activity
Source: RefSeq, a predicted model, not a curated record